AUGAGAUUGCUGCUGCUCACAACGGCGGCUAUCGUAGCCCAAACAGGGGCAUUCUCUCUGAACUUCUUCUCCACGGAGGCAGAAAAACCAUAUCUUCAUGCAGGUUCCCCUGCUUUGACCGAUCCAUCUUCAGCUCGUGUUAAGAGACAAGCUUACCAAGUUUAUGUUGAUGGUGAUUCUACUGUAUCCGUUGAUAAGUCUGGACAAGCCGAAACUGGAGCCUGGGGACAAUGGUCAUCUGAAGCUCAGUGUUCUCGUACCUGUGGUGGAGGAGUUCAAGUCGAAAAGCGUCAGUGCAGCGGUGAAUGUACUGGACCCUCUGUUCGCUACGUAUCUUGCAAUCUUGAGCCAUGUUCUGAGGGAACUGAUUUCCGUGCUGAACAAUGCGCUAAGCACAAUGAUGAUGCUCUAGAUGGUAAUUACCACAAAUGGAUUCCAUACAAGGGAAAGAACAAAUGCGAACUUCUCUGUAAACCAGAAAUCGGUAACUUCUAUUACAAAUGGGCUGAAAACGUUGUUGAUGGAACCACUUGUGAUAGCUUCAGUGAUGAUAUCUGUGUUGAGGGAGUCUGUCUUCCAAUUGGCUGUGAUGGAAAGCUUGGAUCAGCUAAGAAGGUUGAUAAGUGUGGAGUAUGUGAUGGAGACGGUUCAACCUGUAAAACCAUCGAAGGAGGAUUCGACGAGAGAAAUCUCAGCCCUGGAUACCAUGAUGUUAUGAAGCUUCCAGUUGGAGCUACUGCCAUCAAGAUCAUUGAGGCUAGACCAAGCUCUAACAAUUUGGCUUUGAAGAACUCUUCUGGACAUUUCUAUCUUAAUGGAAACGGAAUGCUUCAAGUUGAAAAGGAAGUUAUCGCUGGUGGAGCUGUUUUCGAAUACGAUGACGACAAGCCAGAGCGUAUCACUGCUAGCGGACCACUCAAGGAGGAAAUCACCGUCUCUCUUCUCUUCCGUAAGGGUAACAAAGACGCUGCCAUCAAGUACGAAUUCUCCAUCCCACUCGAGGAGGAAGUUGAUUACAUGUACAAGCCAGGAGACUGGUCUGAAUGCUCAGUUACUUGCGGAAAAGGAUUGAUCACCCGUACCCCAUUCUGUAUUGAUACUAAGACUCAAGCUCGUGUAAAUGAUGAUCUCUGUGACCAGAACAAUGCCACCAAGCCAGAGUUCGAGAAAGAGUGUGAGACCGUUGAUUGUGCUGCUGAAUGGUUCGAAGGAGAAUGGGAGCAAUGCUCUCAAUCUUGCGGAGAUAACGGAGAACAGUAUCGUGUUGUUUAUUGCCAUCAGAUCUUUGCCAAUGGACGUCGUAUUACUGUAGAUGAUGGAAACUGUACUGCUACUCGUCCAUCUGUUCGUCAGUCAUGCAACAGAUUCUCCUGCCCUGAAUGGCAAGCUGGACCAUGGUCUGCUUGUUCCGAGAAGUGCGGAGAAGCUCACCAAUACCGAUCUGUUACUUGUCGCUCCGAAAAAGAAGGAGAAGAAGGAAAACUUUUGCCAGCUGAAUCUUGCGAUGCCGAUGUUCAACUCGAAACUCAAAGAACAUGCAACCUUGGACCAUGCGAAGGACUUACUUUCCAAACAACUGAAUGGAAAUUGUGCUCCAAAUGUAACGAUACUGAAGAAACCCGCGAAGUUACUUGCAAAGACACCAACGGUAGAGCUUACCCUCUUGAGAAAUGCUUGACUGACAAUAGCACUGAAAUCCCUAUCGAUACCAGAUCAUGCGCCACUGUUCAACCAUGUGUCUAUGAAUGGACCGCCUCUCAAUGGUCAAGAUGCUCCACCGAAUGUGGACAUGGACACCAAACUCGUCGUGUUGUUUGCGCUAUUCAUCAAUUGGGAGAUCUUGAAGUUGUUGAUGAAGGUCUCUGUCAAGGAGAAAAGCCAGAGGAACGCAAAAACUGUACCAAUGAAGAAAAAUGCACUGGAACUUGGUACACUGGACCAUGGACUCAAUGUACCUUGGAGUGUGGAGGUGGUGAACAAGAACGUCUCACUGUUUGUCUCAACUAUGACAAGAAGCCCGUCCCUGAGUGGUGUGAUGAAGCUGAGAAGCCCGCUGAAAAGCAGGAGUGUAACGCAGAAGCUUGUCCAACUUGCUUCGACUCUGACUUUGGAUGCUGCCCCGAUAACUCAACUUUCGCUACUGGCGAAUAUUUCUUCGGAUGUUCCAACUGCUCCGAGACUGAAUUCGGAUGCUGCGGCGAUAACGUUACUGAAGCUACUGGUGCCAACCUUCUCGGAUGCCCAGAAUUCGUUGAGAGUGUUUUGUCUGCUAGCGACUUGAAAGAAGCUGAAACCGCCGCUGAGGGUGUCGAAGGAUCUGGAGAUGCUGAGCCAGCCGAAUGCCAAGUCACCAAUGAGAACGGAGAUGAAGCAACUGUUGAUUGCAAGGCAGCUAACUUGACUGCUACUGAAGACUUCGAUUUAUUGGGUAAUGAGACAAUUGAUGGAAACGCUACCAUCCACUGUUCAAAGACCGAAUUCGGAUGUUGCCCCGAUUGGUACACUCCAGCUAGUGGAAAGAACAACGAAGGAUGUGAAUCAUUCGUUCUUGGAAACUGUAAUGGAACUGAAUUCGGAUGUUGUAUUGAUGAAGUCACACUUUCCCGUGGUGCCAAUUAUGAAGGCUGUGGAGAACCAUCUUGUGCUGCUUCACUUUACGGAUGCUGUAAAGAUCGUAAGACUAUCGCUUUCGGUCCUCACUAUGCUGGUUGCGAACGUUCUUCAUUCCCAUGUGAACUCUCUACAUUCGGAUGCUGCCCAGAUGGUGAAACUGCUGCUCUCGGCAAAAACGGAACUGGAUGUGGUGAAAACUGUCUCACUACCAAGUUCGGUUGCUGCCCUGACGGAAAGACCACCUCCAAGGGACAUAACAAUGAGGGAUGUGGAUGUGAAUUCUCUCAAUACGGAUGUUGCCCCGACGGAAAGAGCGUCGCCAAGGGAUCAUCUUUCCUCGGAUGCCCAGAGAGCUGCGCUCAGAAACAAUUCGGAUGUUGCCCAGACGGAAAGACCGCUGCUCUUGGAGCCAACAAGGAGGGUUGUCCUUGCCAAUACACCAGAUAUGGUUGUUGCCCUGACGGUGAAACCACAUCUUUGGGUCCAAAGUUAGAAGGAUGUGACGAUUGUCGUUACGGAAAGCAUGGAUGUUGCCCAGACGGAAUCACCAAGGCGCGUGGACCAAAUGAACAAGGAUGUCCAGCAACUACUACUCCACCAUUCAUCAUUGACGGAACUGUAUCUCCUCUCAAGAUCCAAGCUUGUGAACUGCCACAAGAUACUGGAUCCGUUUGCAAUGCUGGAUACAAGCUCGCCUGGUACUAUGAUGUUCAAGAAGGACGUUGCUCUCAAUUCUGGUUCGGAGGAUGUGGAGGAAACGAAAACCGCUUCCAGACAAAAGAAAUGUGUGAAACUAUCUGCGUUGAACCACCUGGCAAGGGAAGAUGCUACUUGCCCAAGAUUGAAGGACCUAAGCGUUGUCAAGAAAACACUGCCAGAUACUACUAUGAUGUUGCCACCAACAGCUGCAGAGCCUUCUGGUGGAGCGGAUGUCUCGGAAAUGCCAAUAACUUCGCUGAUUGGGAAGAGUGCAGCAAAUUCUGUGACAACGUCAAGGCUGUUGAAGCUCCUGCUCCAGUCGUUGCUGAACAACCUCAAGCUCCUUACGAAUAUCAACCAAUUGAUAUUGAUGUUGCCGUUCAAAAUAACCAACCAGUUGAUCCACGACCAGUCCUAACCAUGGAAGAAAUCUGUCGUUUGAAUCUUGAUUCUGGAGCAUGUGACACAUUCUCUGAGCGAUUCUACUACGAUGCUUCAAGAGGAAGUUGCCAACCUUUCACAUUUGGAGGAUGUGGUGGAAACACCAACAACUUCAGAACUUCUGAAGAAUGCUACCAGAGAUGUGGAUUCCUCAACCCCAAUGCUGCUGCUGUUGCUCAGCAACAUCUCCAACAAGCUCCCCAACAGCAAUCUAGACAAGAAGUUAUCAUCCCACCUAAUGCCAUCGUUGAGAGACCAGCCCCAAUCGUUUCAUCUGAUGGAAAAUCUCGUGAAGCUUGUCAAAUGAAGAUUGCCGUCGGAACUUGCAAGGGUGCAUUCGAAAGCUGGUACUAUGAAGUUGCCACCGGUAGCUGUGUCACAUUCAAAUAUUCUGGAUGUGGUGGAAAUGGAAACAGAUUCACCAGCCAGCAGGCUUGCGAGGAUCUCUGCGUCGCCCCAGCCGCUCAAGUUAUUCCCGAUGGACCUCCAGGAUCUAAUGCUGUUUGCGACGAAGCUAAGGAUACUGGCCCAUGUAACAACUUCACCACCAAGUGGUAUUACAACAAGGCUGACGGUACUUGCGCUCGUUUCCAUUACGGAGGUUGCCAAGGAACUGGAAACCGUUUCGAGAAUGAGCAAGAUUGUAAAGCAGCUUGCAGCAAUCAUAAAGACCUUUGCUCUUUGCCUAAGGUGCAAGGACCAUGUUCUGGAAAACACCUCUACUACUAUUUCAAUCAAGCAACAAAUAAAUGCGAAACAUUCACUUUCGGAGGUUGUCUCGGAAACACCAACAGAUUCUCAACUGUCGAAGAAUGCAAUGCUCGUUGCCCACAACAACAACAACAACGACAACAGCCACAAGAAGCUCCCGCAAAUAUGAUCUCGCUAGCCAAGAAUGCUGAACAAUCUCAACUUCAACUUAUUCCCACUGGACACAAAGCCUAUGAGGUCAUACAAUCGCAUGCAUCAUUAACAGAUCGAUGUUUUCUUCCUAAAGAAACGGGACGUUGUAGAAAUGUGCAAGUGAAGUACCACUAUGACGCCACAUUAGGCCAGUGCGUUCAAUUUUACUAUAGUGGUUGUGACGGAAACGACAACCGUUUCGAUAGUGAAGAAGAAUGCCAAUCUCUUUGUUCACCGCAUCAGGCUUUAACAAUUCAUGACAACUACAAUAUAGCAGCAGAUGGAUCGGCGAAACCCUUGAUUGUUGAUGGUAUCGAUAGUGGGAAAUAUGAAUCUAUAAAUCCUGUCCGAACAAUUGAAUCGUUCAGUACUGAACAGAAUGAUUUGAAUCUUCGUAUGCUGGAUAAGGAAGAGCAUAACGUGAAAAUAAGACAACCAGUUUCUUCGUCCAUACCAGAGCUUUGUCAACUGCCAGAAGAGAAAGGAUCAUGUUUUGGAAGCAUUCUGCGCUGGAGAUACAACACGGAAACAAGCGGUUGUGUCGCAUUUUUGUUCAGUGGAUGUGAUGGCAAUGCUAAUCACUUUACAAGCUUGGAGUCUUGUGAAAGAGCAUGUGGAACUGACCGAGAUGUAGAUGUAUGCUCAUUAGAAAUGAAUGCUGGGGAUUGCGAAGAGUCGGUUACAAAAUGGUACUACAGUUCGAGACUAGGUCGUUGUCAGAUGAUGUUGUACACUGGCUGUGGAGGAAACGGGAACAGGUUUUCGUCCCGCGAAGAAUGUGAAUCGUUAUGUAAAGAAGAGAUGCACUACGGAGAUCAACAGAAUAUUUGUAAUGUUCCACGUUCAUCUGGUCCUUGUCAAGAUGCUAUAUCAAUGUGGUACUAUGAUAAACCUAUGAAGGAAUGUAGGCUAUUCACAUAUUCUGGAUGCAGAGGAAGUAAGAACAGAUUCAUAUCAAAAGGUGAAUGCGAAGAAGCAUGCCAUGUUUAA
Auanema sp. JU1783 is the source of this 5646-nucleotide messenger RNA. The record is from the annotation of a GenBank genome assembly. NCBI's taxonomy places the organism in Eukaryota, Metazoa, Nematoda, Chromadorea, Rhabditida, Rhabditidae.